UCAGCCUAGCCGGGGAGGCUCGUGCUGCCUGAAGUCAACUAUUGCCCUGGGAGGGGUAUUUCUCCCGCACGGCGUCCGGGAGGUACCCUCUCGUGAGACGGCAGCGUUAACCACCAGCGGUGUUUCCGGUGCACCUGCCCACGCUGGAGGUCCCCCUGCAGGAGCGGGCAGUCCUGCGGUGCAAGAGCAUAAAAGACUAAAGAAUGACAAGUCCAUUCUACAACAACAAAACCUUCAGUAAUGCAAUGUCUUUGCUGGCUUUGAUUAGGAAGGACUGUGCAACUGUCUUCUUUACCACUGAAUAAGCAGCAUUAAUUGGAAUAUCUGGUCUUUAAGCCACAAAAUUUGAAUGUUGAACACUGGCCAAAUAUAAACAGUGUGAUGUUGAAAUGAGAUGAGGCUCCGAAAUGGAACUGUAGCCACUGCAUUAAUUUUCAUCACAUCUUUUCUCAGUUUAUCGUGGUAUACAGCAUGGCAGAAUGGAAAAGAAAAGCUGAUUGCUUAUCAAAGAGAAUUUCAUGCUUUGAAGGAACGCCUUCGCAUAGCUGAACACAGAACCCUGCAACGUUCUUCUGAAUUAAAUACCAUCUUGGAGCAAUUCAGACGGGCAGUGGCAGAAACAAAUGGAAGUAAGGAUGCAUUGAGCAGUGUUUCAGAUGAAACAUUAAAGUUGUUAAAUGAGCUGACAAGCAGAAGAUCUCUUCAAGUGCCAAAUAUAUAUUACCACUUGCCUCAUUUGUUGAAAAAUGAAGGAAGCCUUCGACCCUCUGUACAUGUUGGCCUUGGACGAACAGGAGUUUCUAUAGUAAUGGGGAUUCCAACUGUCAAGAGAAAAGUAAAAUCUUACCUUACUGAAACUCUUCACUCGCUGAUUGAUAAGCUGUCGCCAGAGGAGAAAUUGGAUUGUGUUAUGAUCGUUUUCAUAGGAGAGACAGAUCUUGAUUAUAUAAAUGGUGUUGUAGCAAACCUCGAAAAAGAGUUUUCUACAGAAAUUCGUUCUGGUUUAGUGGAAAUAAUAGCUCCCCCUGCAUUCUACUAUCCUGACAUGAAAAACCUGAAAGAGACAUUUGGAGAUUCAAAAGAAAGAGUCAGAUGGCGAACAAAGCAAAAUCUGGAUUACUGUUUUCUUAUGAUGUAUGCACAGAAAAAGGGUGUUUACUACAUUCAGCUUGAGGAUGACAUCGUUGUCAAGCAGAAUUAUUUCAGCACAAUAAAAAAUUUUGCCCUUCAGUUGUCAUCAGAAGAUUGGAUGAUUCUAGAAUUCUCUCAGCUGGGAUUCAUUGGUAAAAUGUUCCAGUCUCCAGAUAUUACACUCAUUGUUGAGUUCAUAUUUAUGUUUUAUAAAGAGAAACCAAUUGACUGGCUCUUGGAUCACAUUCUUUGGGUGAAAGUGUGCAAUCCUGAGAAAGAUGCAAAACAUUGUGAUCGCCAGAAAUCAAAUCUCAGAAUACGCUUCAGGCCUUCACUUUUUCAGCAUGUGGGUCUCCACUCUUCCCUAGAAGGAAAGAUUCAAAAACUCACAGAUAAAGACUUCUUGAAACCAUUAUUGCAUAAAAUUCAUGUGAAUCCACCAGCAGAGGUUUCUACAACAUUAAAGGUCUAUCAAGGGCAUGCUCUUGAAAAAGCCUACAUGGGUGAAGACUUUUUUUGGGCUGUCACACCAACUGCUGGAGAUUAUAUCUUGUUUAAAUUUGACAAGCCAGUUAAUGUAGAAAGAUACCUGUUCCAUAGUGGCAAUCCAGAACAUCCGGGGGAUAUAUUGGUCAAUACAACUGUGGAAGUAUUACCUCUUAAGAAUGAAGAGCUGGUAUUAAGCAAAGAAACCAAAGAGAAACGGUUAGAAGAUGGGUAUUUCAGAAUAGGCAAAUUUGAAAAUGGCAUAGCAGAAGGAAUAGUCGAUCCCAGUCUAAAUCCAAUUACAGCUGUCCGACUGUUGGUCAUACAAAAGUCAUCUGUCUGGGCAAUUAUAAAUGAGAUGCAUAUUAAAAAACUCCCCAACUGAUCAGUAUAGAAGAAGGAAGAAGAAAAAGGAUAUAUUUGGAACAUUUUUGCAAAAUCGACCAAACUGCAGAAGGAAGACAUUGAGUAUGCACCUUAUUUCAACUCAAUUUCUCACUGAAACACUACCUCCUGUGAAAUCUACUGUAGUUCAGAAGAUUGACUCAGCAAGAAGGAUUUGUUACAAUAUAGAAACUCUACUCACCUGGCAUUAUUUAUCUAGAUCCAUAAUUUGAACAUGACUUUGGCUGACAAGGGAGCACAGAAAUCCUCCUCAGCCUGUCCAGCGGUGAUGGGUUACAUACAUAAAAGGUGUACAUAUUGUUACAUUCCUUGGAAAUGAAAAAAAAGGUGUUAAAUACAUUUUAUGAAGAGGGUACUUUUUGAAAGUCCAUUUAUUUUGUUAAUGAAAACCCUCUUUUAUAGAUUAUCAGGGAUAUAUAUUCAAAAAUUUUAGGGUAUUUAAUUUAUUAAAUAAUUUGAAAAGUACAUAUUUUUAUGCCAAUAAUAACUUGAUUAAUUUUUUUAAAUGAAUUACCUUACUCCUUGAGUUAACUCUACAUUUUCCUUGGUUAAUGAUCGUGUUUUGUAAUGUAUUGCCAUGGUUAGAAGAGUUAAACUGAAUUUGCCAAUGAAGCACUUUUGUACCAUACCAGAUUCUCCUGCACAAAUCCCACUGAAAUAAGAAGGGUUUCCACAGAAGAACAUCCUCAUGAGAGGUUCGCAGAAUCAAGGAUAUGGUGUUCAAAGAUACAAACAUGGCAUGCAAAGACUUUGAAGAACAUUCCCUAUGGUUUUCGCAACCCUGGAAUUAAGGAAUUUUAUAUUUCAAUAGAGUGUGUGAAGUCUGCAGCAAUUUAAAGUUUGAAUCAUUCCCCAUUAAAGGGGCACUUUGAUAACAGGUUGUUCUUUUUUAAUCUUUGUAAAGUCUUCUUCAAUGCAAUCAACCAAGUUGCUCCUUUGGAUAGCAAUGCAUUCUGAAAUCAACCUUUUUUUUGGUUUUGCAUCCCCUUUUGAAUGAACUCUGCUCAGUGCUUUUGAAUGAUUUAAUUUAGCAUUAUGUUAAGGAUAAUGGAAAUAGAUACACAAUAACCUCAGCUGAGCUUUUUAAAUUGUAACUUCGUCCUUAAAUGUUGAAGUGGUUUCUGUUUUCUGAAGAUCCAGCUUCUGCUUAAAAGCAUUGCACUCCAGCUGACUGGAGCAAGGCUUCUGUGAUCUAAAUGCUGCUCGUUUUUUUGUACUUCAAGGAAAAGAGAGAUGUUUGCUUGGUCACCAGCCUUGAAGAGAGGCAAUUCAAGCACUCUGUGCUCUUUGGCACGGAAAACAUGCAAUAGUAAAGGAAUAAUAGUAACAAAACUAUUUUUUCUUAUGUAACUCCAGCCAAGGUAUGAAAAGCAAGGCUUUUUUUUUUUUGAGUUCUGUGACUCACACAGGUAAACUGAAUCUUCUUCAGCAGUGGUAGCUUGUGUCAUGAGUUAAUCCUUAGAUACUUCUGUGUCUUGGAUGUAAGUUUUUGCCAAAAAUCACUGUCUCUCUUGCCUCCUCUCAAAGAUAGAAAUGAUUUGUAACGUGUUGAUGGGAUUGGAUAUCUGUUUUCUGUUUGAGUCCAUGGGGAGCCUGACAGCUUCUAAAGAAAAAGGAUCAGAAUAUGAUAAAAUACUUGAAUUGUUUCAAAUUGUUUAAGACUUGAGAUUGCUCUGAUUUUAAUUAGAUGGGAUCCUAUAUUUAUGAGGUAGUUUUGCUGAACUUCUUUGUUGGUUGGGAACAUAUACAUUCAGAAGUACUUAUAUGAUAUACUGGCUGAGUUCUGAAUUUGAAUAUUACCACUUCCACAAAAUUAGUGGGUGGCCUGUCCUGAUUCCAAAAUGGAAGGAGUAAUAAUGAUGGCCAAUUUUACAGACAUAUAAUAAGGUAAUGCAGACCUCUGAUACCCAAAUUGUUUUAUAAAUCUUAGGUGUUAAAAUUAUAGUUAGAAAACCUGUAAGCUGCCUGUGAUACCAAACACUAAUUGAAAUGAAUGUGUAUUUAAUAUUGACAUGCCAGGAUGGAGUGGGUGGGUGGGUGUAGGAUAUUUAUGAUCAACUUGAUGAUGAUGAUAAUCAAGAAUAACAGUUUCCUACACAAAGUUAAGGUUGGGUAGGAAAAACACAGAUAACUGAUGAGAAAGCUGGUCAAACUAUGUACAUUUGCUUUAUAUGAAAAGUGAUUAAGUACUAAAGAAUAAUAUGUAUGAACAUAUGCAUUUCCUUAUUUUUAUUUUGCUAUGAACAAGUUGUAAAGCUAUAUAGUCACCUGUCCUAGCUCUCAAGCUAACAUAGCAGAUCAGUGAUUUAUGAGACUCUGCCUCAUAAAUGUGAGAUUUCCUGUCUCCAGCAGCUUAUUCCAGUGUAGUUUGUGCAGGUUUAUCAACAUUUUGUAUUUUAAUUUAAAGGUUAGUCUGAAUCUUUGAUCUAAAUGUAAUUUGCUGUUCUCUUCCAGAGACCGGUAGAUCACUUCCUUCUAUUGAAUGUAUGCUCUUUGUUGAAAUGUCCCCUCUCCAAAAUCAGUAGCUAAUUGAUUUAACAGUUAUCCAGAAAUCAAAAGUGAUCUCCUCCAGUGCAACUUUAGGCAUGCUUAGUCAGAUGGAAUAUCUACUGUGUUCAGUAGGGUGUAUUCUAGUAUGCAGGAUUGCAGUUCUGAUGUGUUAAUCACUAGCUUUAGUUCUUGAAACCUCUACAGAUAGACAGAUCUGUACAGAUGUCUUAGGUAUAAACCAUUCCAUGUAAUAAAGAACUACACAGAUAAGGAGGUGCGCUAGCAAAGUUUUCUUGUAUUGCCAAUUGGAAAUGAGAAAAAUGUAUCUCAAAGUAGUAAAUAGCAAUUCUUUAUAUUGCCAGUUUUAAAGAUCAGACAUGUUUAGGGUAGGCUUAAAUCGGGUAAUAAUACCCAUCCCCUAAAGCGAUUGGCCAUUCGUAUAAGGACAUCUGAAUGGACCAAUAAACUUCUACAUUGGUUAAUGUCCAAUGAAGAAAAGAGCUUGUGUACAGUUAUCUACUGCUUCAGCUAUAGUAAUAGAAUUGUCUUAAUCUGAUGCUAAGUUAGAGAUUAUUAAAAAUGAUUUCAAAUGCUUUCUUUUAUUCUUUAGUGGAAGAUUUAGAUUAUUCUUUUGUAAGGAUAACAGUGAGAGAGCCAGUUUGAUGUCAUGGUUAAGGCAUCAGGCUAGAAACUGGGAGACUGUGAGUUCUAGUCCUGCCUUAG
Messenger RNA from Python bivittatus (Burmese python), 5235 nucleotides. RefSeq names its product alpha-1,3-mannosyl-glycoprotein 4-beta-N-acetylglucosaminyltransferase A (gene MGAT4A). Gene Ontology annotation, molecular function: acetylglucosaminyltransferase activity. Gene Ontology annotation, biological process: protein N-linked glycosylation. Gene Ontology annotation, cellular component: endoplasmic reticulum-Golgi intermediate compartment; endoplasmic reticulum; Golgi stack. NCBI's taxonomy places the organism in Eukaryota, Metazoa, Chordata, Lepidosauria, Squamata, Pythonidae. The record is from RefSeq and is a predicted model, not a curated record.